Molecule: messenger RNA, 1023 nt
Organism: Tilletiaria anomala UBC 951
Lineage: Eukaryota; Fungi; Basidiomycota; Exobasidiomycetes; Georgefischeriales; Tilletiariaceae
Product: tryptophan synthase beta subunit-like PLP-dependent enzyme
Exons: 1
Biological process (GO): L-serine catabolic process; L-threonine catabolic process
Molecular function (GO): threonine deaminase activity; pyridoxal phosphate binding; L-serine ammonia-lyase activity
Source: RefSeq, a predicted model, not a curated record
CUGUACAUUCGGACGCCUUUGGUCUACUCGGCUCCACUCUCCCAAAAGAGCGGUCACAAUAUUUUUCUUAAGCUUGAGGCGCUCCAGCCAAGUGGAUCAUUCAAGUUUCGAGGUAUUUCACGGGUCAUCCAAACUCAAGCAUCGCGGUCAAGCUCAACCACACCGAUACAUGUGAUCAGCUCGUCCGGCGGAAAUGCUGGUCUCGCGGCCGCGACAGCUGCCCGCGCGCUUGGCCUGUCAUGCACCGUCUUUGUUCCUGUCUCAACGGAAGACUAUAUCGUCGAGCUGCUCAAAGCCGAGGGAGCAGAGGUGGUCCAAGGCGGCGCCGCUUGGGACAUAUGUGACGACGGCGCUCGACGGAAGGCCGCAGAGGUUGAAACCGUAACGCCAGGCGGAAGCGUUUACGUCCAUCCGUUCGAGGGCGAGGACCUGAUAAGAGGCCAUUCGACGAUGGUUCCAGAAAUCUACGAACAGCUCAAGGGGAUGGAAGAAGCGAGCGGCGAUGCGAAAGCCCCAGACCUUUUAGUGUGCUCUGUUGGCGGAGGCGGUCUCCUGGCUGGUGUUCUUACAGGCAUUGUAGAGCAGGAUACUGCCUCACGGCCCCAUGUCGUUGCAGUCGAGUGCUUUGGGGCGGAUUCAUUCGCUGCAGCACACAACUCCGGAAAGCACAUCGCAUUGCUGGCGAUCACUUCCAAAGCGACCUCCAUGGGCGCGCUCAAGGCUUCCGCUAAGUCUUUGGCUUUGGCCCGUUCCUAUACAACGGCAGAGGCAGGCGGGGCUUUCUCUACGCUCACGGUACCCGACAGCGCAGCGGCCUUCGCGGGUUGGCAAUUUGCGAGGGACCAUCGAUUUAUAGUUGAAUUGGCUUGCGCGGCGAGCUUGACGCCCGCAUAUUUUUCGGAACAGGUUUUACCAGCACUGUUGGCCAAACAGCCCAACACGCAGCGGAAGAGCAACAUAGUCAUUGUCGUUUGCGGUGGCUCGAAGGUGAAUGCGGCGGACAUCGAGCAAUGGAGGCGAGAA